UUAAGAAGAGGCAUCGCGUCAUUAGAAUAGCAUAUUGACACCUUCAAGGAGCUGCAGUCCCAUUCCAGAAGCAUCCCUACUGCUGCCGAAACCCACGCCUCAUCCAAAACCCAUCUGCAACUCUUUCAGACUCGCGACAGCAUAAUGAAGCCGAUCAGAAUAAUCACCACCUUCACCCAGGUCAUCUUUGUGUCCGCUAGUGGGGGUACCAAAGAUCCGAAGCCUCCACACACUCCAACGUACACGCCCUACACGUACACGACUUCGCUGUGCACGCCUACCGCAACACAGCCCUACACCGUCACCAACACAUGGUACGAGACGAGCAUCGCAUACACGCCGCAUAAAUCUACGUGGACCUGGGGUAGCGAACUGUAUGACUGCACUACGGGAUUGGCGACUACAUCGAUCCUGGUAUCGUAGGGAUGAAGCGGCAUGAGCCGUUUCCAGUGAGAGUACCAGAUUAGGUGGUUCAAGUGGACCGAUAAGUGUUUGGAUUAAACGGGAAAUGGAUGCA
Messenger RNA from Paraphaeosphaeria sporulosa, 517 nucleotides. RefSeq lists its product as uncharacterized. The coding region runs from base 145 to 423 and encodes 92 amino acids. The record is from RefSeq and is a predicted model, not a curated record. The transcript has a single exon. Lineage: Eukaryota; Fungi; Ascomycota; Dothideomycetes; Pleosporales; Didymosphaeriaceae.